Stylonychia lemnae is the source of this 1209-nucleotide messenger RNA. The record is from the annotation of a GenBank genome assembly. NCBI's taxonomy places the organism in Eukaryota, Ciliophora, Spirotrichea, Sporadotrichida, Oxytrichidae.
AUGACUACUAGAUCACUCGUCAGACCCCUUCAAUUCAACUAUGACCAUCAACAAUUACACAGACUUCUAGUUGUAUUAACUACAUUCAUUGCUCUAGACUAUAUAAUACUAAAGAAGCUAUUCUUUGAGACUUCAUUGAAGCAUUAGAUAAUGAUGAAUGAGGAGUAUUACUCGAGGGUCUUAGAGAUAUUCUUCGAAUUUAUAAGUAUUCUUGGAGAUGGUGCUGGUGUUGCCAUAUACUUGUCAUUUGCUGCUUGCACCUUAUCUCGUGAAAAUUUCUUCAUAUGUUUGAUGACCUAGGGGAUCGGCUGUGGUUUGGUAACAAUACUUAAGAGUGCAAACAAUGAACCUAGACCUUACUUCUUGGUCGAAAAUCUAAACCCGAGGAAGUGCUCACUAGAACAUGGCGAUCCCUCGGCGCAUGCUUUUAUCAGUACAGCUUUGCUGGGAUCUAUUCUUAAUAGACUAAUAUUGUAAUACCAUUUGAAGCAUCCAAGGUUUUUGUGGUCUAUUUAUGUUGCAUUUGUAACUCUCAUUGGAAUGUCUAGAAUAUAUAAUGGUUAUCACACCUACAACCAAGUGCUCUCAGGUUUUAUCUGGGGUGCUUCACUAUACUACUUUACUUGCAAGAUUAUUGCUGAUUAUCUUAUUAAAUUCGUGAGAAACUUCCGAUUCCUUCACAAGAAUGUACUACUGUGGAAUCCUCUCACUUAGUUCUUUGUCUAUGGUUACUUGAUUCAGACUUUGCUUUACUUCUACAACGUCAAUUAUAGACCAACACCUGAAUCUUGGUAUGCUAUCACGAAAAAGAAUUGCCCCAAUAGACUUAUUCACAUUGAUCCAGAAUUAUCUGAUUUUGAGAAAUUUAGCACGUCAUCAACUAUCCUCGGAGCCAUCCUGGGUUUAUAUAUUGAGAAUAAUUAUUUACCGACAAAGGAUAUGCUUGAUCACUUCAAGGUACCAUUGAUUAAAAGUGCUUUUGCCCUUGCAGUUACCUUAAUUGGCAUGCUUUUGAGUGUAUCAAUUAGUUUUGUGGUUUCACACAAUCAUCCUUUUAUUCUGGUUUUGCUAUGUAAAAGUUUCUUGCCAUGCUUUGGUGCUGGUCUUUAUCUAAUGGGAUUCAGUCGUUAUGUCUUAUUUUGGUUUGGUCUAAUAAACACAAAGAAGAUUUAUCUAGAUUAUAAUAAAGAUGUGAAUAAGGAUGAAUGA